AAUGUCGUAUGCUCAUUUAUUCCACAUCAAAUUGGGGUCUUUAGAGUGCAGCAAGUAAUAGAGAUUAUUGGCCCAGUGGCAGAUGAAGAUUUACAGUCUUCGUCGAUGAAACCUUUUUAUCGCAUACAUUUAGAUUUUAACAGCACCUGCAAAGCUUUCACUAAGAAAGUUGUGAUGAAAAUUAAUCCUGGUAUAACCCCUUUGGUCAGUAAUCCCACGGGACAGUUUGUAGUUAAAGACUUGGAAAAAAACAAGGACCGUGCACCUGUUGCAGUGCUUCAGUCAGCCACGACGUGCCUUCACAAUCACCGCUUAAAUGAAAAGUCAAUGAAGGAUGCCCUGAUAGCCUUUCCCAAUGACAGAUCUGCAAGUAUCAGGUCUGGGGAACAUCAUAAAAAUUUCAGGACGAUUUUCACAAAGACUCCAAGACACGAUUAUACAGAUCCUGAUUUUGAGUAUACUGAAACUGAAAAACUAGAAAAGAAAAUACAUGAAGAAUAUUAUAUGAAGUAUAUUAGAUAUUUAAGAGGUGUGCGCCUGAAGAAACAAGCAGAGAGGGAACACAUGCAUGCCUGUAAUGACUGGGACAUAGGCAUAUGGCCAGGGUCAGGUCUAAGAUCACCUGUGCUCUCAGGAGCGGAAAUAGAAUUGGUGCUACCCACAGACUCAACAGAGUGUCCAAUCAAAUCUAAUGAAUUGUUAAGUACCAAAAAAAUGGCAUCCAAGGAGACUGAGUCCUUGCAAAGAAAGGUUAUCAAAGGACUUAAGUUGGAACCAUCGACUGCCCAUGAAAAAUAUGAUUGCAGCUUAAUUUUGACACCAAAGCAAAUUCAUCAAGUAAUUGUUGGACCCUCUAUCCUUAACUUUGGUAAUAUCUGUGUGAACUCUACAAAUACUCAUAUGCUGCAUAUUAUUAAUAUGCUACCUAUGCAUAUUUUAAUCCAGUUAGAUGUUAAUUUGGAAGAACUUAAGAAAACCAAACAAUUUUCCUAUGUGAUUCCACCUACAGCUAGUACUUAUGUUUCAAUGAUAUUUGAAUCUCAUACCAUUGGAAAAUUUUGGAAAUCAUUCACCUUUACAGUGAACAACAUACCCGGUGGACACAUCCUAGUGAUGGCUGUUGUCCAGCCAGUAAAACUUGAGCUAUCCUCUAAUGAGAUAGUACUGAAACCACAAGGCUUCUUGGUAAAAACAUGUUUUCAAGGGACAAUUAAGUUGUAUAAUCGUCAGAAUCGUUCUGCCCAAUUUGGAUGGCACCCAGUCAACACAAUAAGAGGCGUGGCAUUUUCUAUUCGUCCAGCUACUG
Molecule: messenger RNA, 1306 nt
Organism: Castor canadensis (American beaver)
Lineage: Eukaryota; Metazoa; Chordata; Mammalia; Rodentia; Castoridae
Source: RefSeq, a predicted model, not a curated record